Messenger RNA from Acanthoscelides obtectus, 522 nucleotides. Lineage: Eukaryota; Metazoa; Arthropoda; Insecta; Coleoptera; Chrysomelidae. The record is from the annotation of a GenBank genome assembly.
AUGAGCAUUGGCGUAGCUUGGAGCAGAAAUAAUUUCUCAACGGGACAACGCUUCUUCACUAAUCUGUGUUAACAGUGGAAAAACUGUAGAUUUUGGGGUAUGAUCUGCCAUGGUUGAAUAUUUUGACAGCCUUUCAGACUGAAGGGAUCCUAAUGUUGGGGAAAGUUGGAGCCAGUAUGGUGGAGUCGAAAGGGAUUAUUUGUGUUGACGCAACGUGCCUAUCGUCGAAAAUAUCGUGGCAAACAGGCACCGUCUGACAACACUAUCCGUCGUUUGGUUCCGAAUUUUCUUGAGUACGGGACAGUAGGAGAUCGUCAACAUACCGAUACACCACAUUCAGUAAAUGUAACCAGAAGCAGCGGUCGAUCGCAAGAUGGGCUUACCUCUUGAGCCAUCACAUGCCAGAAAUUCAAGUUGCUUAGCAAAAAAGAACAAGGGAUGACUUUUGUGAUGUAAUCAAUCAUAAUAAUAUUGACCAAUAAAAUAUUAUCAAUGAACUCAGUUUUUCAUUUCUAAACAAAC